Messenger RNA from Penicillium antarcticum, 1416 nucleotides. Its product is annotated as NAD(P)/FAD-dependent oxidoreductase. Gene Ontology annotation, molecular function: oxidoreductase activity. Gene Ontology annotation, cellular component: cytoplasm. Lineage: Eukaryota; Fungi; Ascomycota; Eurotiomycetes; Eurotiales; Aspergillaceae. The record is from RefSeq and is a predicted model, not a curated record. The transcript has 2 exons. Bases 1 to 1416 code for a protein of 471 amino acids.
AUGGCUAUCUCGAACGGGCUCACUGAUCGCACUGCCGGCACGUCCAAGUGUCUCCCGACUCAUACCCCUGGCGAAUGUUUCUGGCAAACAGCUCGCGAUGAUCUCAGUGACCACCGAUCAACUGAACAGCUCCCCGAACACAGUGACAUCGCGAUCAUUGGCGCAGGAUAUGCAGGUGUGAGCGCAGCGUAUCAUCUUGUCAAAGAUGGUGACGGAUCCAGGUCUAUUGCGAUCCUGGAAGCUCGAGGCGCGUGUUCGGGGGCAACUGGCCGCAACGGUGGUCACUGCAGACCUGAUUUCUAUGGCCACAUCCCCACAUAUAUGGACCGCGCAGGUGAUAGAGCUGGAGCAGAAAUUGCUGAGUUUGAGAUUGCCAAUCUUCGUGCCUUGAAGAAGGUUAUCGAGCAAGAGAAGAUCAAUUGUGAUUUUACUCUGGCGCGGUCCGUUGAUGUGUGGUGCAACGAGGAGUCUGCCAAGAAAGCCAAGGCCGUCUAUGAUAAGAUGGUCGCUGCAGACUUUGAGUAUAUGGAAGAUGCCGUUUUUUAUACUGGCGAGCAAGUCGAAGGGAUCUGCGGCGUCAAAGGCGCUAAGGCCUGCGCAAGCUUCACUGCCGGCACAAUGUGGCCUUUCAAAUUUAUCAUGCACCUCGUCAAAGACCUUCUUGCAGCUGGUGUAAAUCUACAAACACAUACCCCGGUCACCUCUAUAACCUCGGACCCACAAGGUGGCUUCAUUGUGGAGACACCUCGAGGCAAGAUGCAUGCAGGGAAUGUGAUCCACGCCAACAACGCCUAUGUUUCAGGUCUGCUCCCAGAGUACGCUAAGAGCAUUAUCCCCUGCAAGGGAAUUUGCUGUCGCAUCACGGUCCCCGAAGGAACUACCGCGCCCCUUCUCAACAACUCAUACAUUAACCGAGCAGAAGACAACACACUUUCAUAUUUCGUCCCUCGAGCCGAUGGCAGUAUCAUCGUAGGUGGCGCUGCCAACGUGUUCCGCCCACAUAAAAGCCAGUGGUAUGACAAUGUGGAUGACAGCGUCCUGAUUGAUUCUGCAAAGAAUUACUAUGAUAACUAUAUGCAGCGCACGUAUCGCGGAUGGGAGGACACUGGGGCCAAGGUUGACAAGAUAUGGACUGGUGUCAUGGGCUAUUCAUAUGACUCGAAUCCUCACAUUGGGCACGUUCCCCAGAAGGAUGGUCAGUUCAUUCUGGCUGGCUUCAACGGUCAUGGUAUGCCAGUGAUUUGGCUGGCGGCGAAGGAACUUGCCAAGAUGGUUUCCAAGGGCCUUUCUUUUGAGGAUACUACGAUGCCUCGCCUAUUUCAGACCAGUCAGUUCCGUAUUGACCGUGCACAAGCUGGAAAGGAGGAAGAUGGAGAUAUUAUUGGCACUGGUAGCUUUGCUGCGACGAGACCUUGA